Messenger RNA from Effrenium voratum, 910 nucleotides. Lineage: Eukaryota; Dinophyceae; Suessiales; Symbiodiniaceae. The record is from the annotation of a GenBank genome assembly.
GAACACUGUGACGUUGUUGUCCUUCACACUGGAAUUGCUUCGCCCGGAUCGCAUCAGAAAUUCCCCUUUCAGAUGGCGCGGGUUUGGCUGGCAGUUCAGGUUCGCUUCGCCUUUAGCCUCAGAGGCCCAGAAACGGCAUGGUGGCGCCGAGAGAUUCAGAUUCAGCCGGAGGGCUCUCUGAAGGAGACACUGGCAGGCCUGGCUAAGACCCACAUCUCUGUGCGGCCAUCCCCAGACAUAGAGGACCAGCUGAUACUCUUGCACGCAGACCCGGCCGUGCUGCUGAUCCCCAACCUUUGGAGACGUGAGGCCUGCGAGCAGCUUAUUGCCGUGGCGAGAGGCAGCGGUGCCAUGAGACAGUCGCACGCAACAGGCGUCAGCGAUGCAGAAGCGCAGGCCCUCCGAACCAGCGGCAGCGUGGUCAUCACGCCUGACAUAACAAGGCGGUUUGGUGCAGAGCGCCUGGUCCGCAAGCUGUUUCGCGACCUCGCCGUGCUAGGAGUUGGAGGCCCGCAAAGCGGCUACGGAGAAUUUCCGCAGGUGGUGCGGUACGAGCGCGGUCAGCACUUUGCUGAGCACCAGGAUGCCUUUAACUGGGAGCAAGUCCAGCAGGAUGGCUACCAGCGACAAGCAACCUUUCUCUUGUACCUGAACGAUGUUGAAAAGGGCGGCGCCACGAGGUUUCCAGAGCUGGGCAUAGAUGUGCAGCCGCGCUGCGGCCAGGGCCUGCUUUUCUUCCCGGCCUUCAAGGAUGGCAGGCAAGAUGUGCGGACAGCCCAUUCUGCAGAAGCGGCAGUUGACGAGAAAUGGAUUGUACAGGUGUGGAAGGGCAAGUUGGUUCCAUCGCCGAGAAGAUAGAUAGAUGCAUUGUGAGUGAAAAAAGCAGUACCAAAAAAAACCUCAACUGAAU